AUGCUGCCACUUCUUCCCGCCGAGCUGCUUACUUUUCUACUUUUCACUGCUUCAACCCUCGCCGCUCCUGCCGAACAGAAGAAACCCAGCGUUUGGCACUUUGAGAUCGACAACGGUCCUGCCCCUCCGCCAGACUCGCCACUGAGUCCACCUGGCGCUGCUCGAGCAUUUAUCGGUAGAAAGUAUCUCAAGUUUGAGAUUAUCGGUAUCGCUGGCGCAUACCUCGUUUGGCUUGCCAUCACCUUUGUGCUCUUAUUGUCCGUGGGACUGAAGCUACGACGAAGAGCACAGUCGUCCAACGGAACACUCAGCAUGGAGAUGCUCAGAAUCCAGGAGGCCAAUGAGAAGGCGCUGCCUGCGAACCCUGGCCCGCUCAGUCCGGGCAAGAUGGCCAGUUUGAAAUCCUGGGCCACGAGAAGCCACAAGAAAACCCCGAGCAACGUCACAAGCUCCACCAUCGAUACGCGGCUUGUGGCGGAAGACAAGGCGAGAAAUGCAGACGAGAUGGCCAAAUUGUAUGCGCAUGUCAUGGCACAGGAGGAGGCAAGAGAGCGUGGCAGCAGCACCUCGGACAGCUCGCCAUCAAGUCCCUACAACCAGGCUUUCUACACCCAGCCUCAGCGGACAAUGCCUACGCCACCCCUUUCACCGCAAGAGCAAUAUCCACCAGAGCUGCAGCAUUUGCGUCAAGGGAAGCCGCAUCCAUCGGAGUCGCCUUACUACUAUCCUCCACCGCAGCAGGACCGCUCCGAGAACAUCUCUCAGGCAACCACCCGCCUUGGAGAAACGCCUCGCUCUUUUUCUGCCAGACAUGAGCGUGUCGGGUCGAGCAAUUCCAACAAGCUCCGACCCAGCCGUGUCUCAGUGCGAGGAAAGUCCAUUUCUGAGCCCAUUGGCGAUGCGGAUCUCUCUCAGUCCUUUGGUGACAAUGAGGCCACGCCUCUAUCGCCCCGCCUCUACACUCCCGGCCCGGCACCGCCUACACCAGGCCGACAAGCAGCGCAGGGUCUGCCAAUGUCACCACGCCUCUACAAUCCCGGUCCACCUCCACCAGUGCCUAGCUCCCAAGACAGCAAAUCAGCGAACCGACGCAAACAAACUCCAGGUGCACUUUCUCUGGGUGGUUCUAGCGAAGCCAACAGUUCUACCCGCACUCUACCAUUCCGGCAAGUCUACCAAGACGCUCUGAAAUCGGCACCUCCCACCAAGACCACAUUCGUCAACAUUCGAGAGAGUGUCAUGGGAAGACAUCCCAAGACUGGAGUUCCGCAGACGCCUUACAGUCCUUACCAGCCCAUGACGCCAAUGACUCCGGUCACCCCGAGCAGACUGGUCAGCAAAAAGGAAAUGAAGCGCGAGAGGAAGCAGAACCUGCAUGUAUUGAGUGAGGACGACAUGGUGAAAAAUGACGCAGACAUGUGGUCUUGA
Molecule: messenger RNA, 1428 nt
Organism: Cyphellophora europaea CBS 101466
Lineage: Eukaryota; Fungi; Ascomycota; Eurotiomycetes; Chaetothyriales; Cyphellophoraceae
Exons: 1
Coding region: 1-1428 (475 amino acids)
Source: RefSeq, a predicted model, not a curated record